AUGUCUGGGCUCUCUCACCCGCUGCUUUUGGCCGUCGGCUGCCUGGCCACGCUCUGCGUAAUCACCGCGGCUGGGAACACCACCCUGGCCCCGAACGUGACUACACCCUCGUCUCCACCGCCCACCGCCACGACAGUCCCGGUGUCACCGACGACUCUCACGCCGCCGCCGGUCACCACUCCGGCACCAGAUACCUGUGGAAGCCGAAACAGUUGCAUUUCCUGUUUUGAUGGUAAUGCUACCUGCUUUUGGAUAGAAUGGAAAGGUAAAAGCUACUGUUCAGAUAAUUCAACAGUUAGUGGUUGCAAGGUGGUGACCACCACAGGAUUCUGUUCUGUGCCCACUGCCGCACCAACGCCAACCAAUUCUACAGCUAAAACCACAACUCUGCCUUCCACUACUACAACCACCACCACAGCUACUUCAUCAGGUACAACUAAUGCCACUUUAACUCCAACUACACAACCUAUGCGGAAGUCUACCUUUGAUGCAGCCAGUUUCAUUGGAGGAAUUGUCCUUGUCUUGGGUGUGCAGGCUGUAAUUUUCUUUCUCUAUAAAUUCUGCAAAUCUAAAGAACGAAACUACCACACUCUGUAA
Messenger RNA from Rangifer tarandus platyrhynchus (Svalbard reindeer), 597 nucleotides. The record is from the annotation of a GenBank genome assembly. NCBI's taxonomy places the organism in Eukaryota, Metazoa, Chordata, Mammalia, Artiodactyla, Cervidae.